AUGUUCAACAGCAGCCACAGAAAGAAUGAGAACAAUGCCACCGGACACGGCCUCCCUUUCUCACCCAUUGACGAGGAACAAGCAGCAUCAUCAUAUUCGACGACGAGCUCGUUGUUAGCGGAGCAUGCCACCGAAAAGUUGAAACUCACCAAUCGACGGCACAGAUGGCAGCAGUGGAAUAUGUUUCGAUGGCUUGAUUUUGGUACAAAAGACGUGGUUUACAUCGGUUGCAUCGCAGCCAUCGUCAUACUCUUCGCCUCAGCAGAAGACCGCUAUAUCAGUAGCCACUGCGGCGGUCUCACCUACACCCCCGCGAAAGAAGCUGUGGUAUUGGAAAAAGCCAAGUUUCACGCAGGGCUAAAUGACACGACCCGGUUCAGAGGUGACCCAAGGCCCGAACUCGAAGACGCCUGGGACGAAUUGCUGAGCGCGAUAAACAUCCGCGUCGACGAUGACGAACUUACCAAGAUGGGCAGGGACGCAAGUAAGGCCGUGAGAAUUAACGACGGCAAGGGAGGCUACGCCGGCAUGCUCGACAUUUUCCAUCAUCUUCACUGCUUGAGAAUGAUUCGAAUUGGCUAUACACUGGACCUCUACCCAGCGUACCAGCCCAUGCUCUCAUCGCAAAUGGGCGAGCUAGUUCCCAUGCACAUUGAUCACUGCAUCGACGAACUGCGCCAGGCUGUCAUGUGUCGCGCCGACGUGACGGUGCUUACUUCGGACUGGAUCGACUGGCACCCAAAGCCGUGGCUCAAUUUCAAUGUCGAGCACGAGUGUGUCAACUGGGACAAUGUUUUCCAGUGGUUAAAGGAACACUGGUAUGACAUCAAAAAGGCAAACUUAGUUCAUCCCCAUUUUGGUCCUGUUGACUGGUCGACAAGUCCCGGCCCGCACCACUGA
Molecule: messenger RNA, 900 nt
Organism: Colletotrichum gloeosporioides
Lineage: Eukaryota; Fungi; Ascomycota; Sordariomycetes; Glomerellales; Glomerellaceae
Product: Phenylalanine aminomutase (L-beta-phenylalanine forming)
Exons: 5
Coding region: 1-900 (299 amino acids)
Biological process (GO): mycotoxin biosynthetic process
Source: RefSeq, a predicted model, not a curated record